AUUAAGCGAUCGAUCCCCUCCAGCUCUUCUGCCUCCCGCCAUCGUUAGAAUCCGCGAGCUUAAUGCAGCGCCACCUCCUCCAGAACGACCAGGGGAUCACGCUCAAGACGACAUCCUAUGCUGUGCCACGACGACCUGCGACCUGCAUGUCAGCCGAGGGUGCCACUUUUCACAGGCACGCCGAGAUAGAGGGGGUUGCGGAGUGCCAGUGGUCUUGUUCUCACAGGGGGUUCAAGAGGUAGUCGGCGGUGUCUCGGAUUUUAGUGGUUGGUGUUCGACCCCCGAACAUCACGAUGGUGGAGACAGGACCGACUCCAGAGCAGGAGAACAACACAGCGAAGUUCGUUAUCGGAGCCAGCGAUGAGGACUUCGAAGAGCAGGAGACGCUGCAGCUGCCG
Molecule: messenger RNA, 398 nt
Organism: Penaeus vannamei (Pacific white shrimp)
Lineage: Eukaryota; Metazoa; Arthropoda; Malacostraca; Decapoda; Penaeidae
Source: RefSeq, a predicted model, not a curated record